Messenger RNA from Sabethes cyaneus, 2136 nucleotides. RefSeq lists its product as uncharacterized. The transcript has 2 exons. Bases 1 to 2136 code for a protein of 711 amino acids. The record is from RefSeq and is a predicted model, not a curated record. Lineage: Eukaryota; Metazoa; Arthropoda; Insecta; Diptera; Culicidae.
AUGUCUGCCCCAGUGAAGUUACUUGAAAAUUGGACACUACCAGAUCAUACAUUUUACCCACGUUGUCUGAGCAGCAUCGGAAAUGAUACUAAAACGGUACUGAUCCUGCCGGGAGAGCAUAACAUUUUAACUUUAGUGAUAAAAAACCUAAAAGAUACCGUUCGGUCCAAUGGAUCACCGCACAAGACGUCGUGCAUUGAUUUGAAAUGCUUUGGAACCAUUACGGAUACGAUAGUCACUGCUCACAACACGAUCAGCUGUGUUGAUAGUGGACAACUGAUUAUUUUUAGUUCUUUCCGAACAUGUAAUCCAGUAGAAGGUGCUGUUGGUGUUAAAGCUAUAAAUAGGAUGGACAGUGGAAAAAAGCUUUUGCUGUUACGGUUGACAAACGAUAACCUACUGCAGCUGAAUAUUGUGGAAGAUUUAACCGGUGCCAAAUUAACUCAAGCGUUAAAGACCUACGAUUUGUCCUGGGAGAGGACGGAUAUUCCAACAAGCAGAAGAGAUCAAUGUCACCGAGUUGGUACGAUUAUCACUACGCAGGAAAAUCAUAGAUUCUUUCAAAGGUUUCUGAAUUGUGGAGACAUACCAGCGGAAAGUGAGCAAAUAUUGUUCACCGUUGAUAAUGGGUUAUUCUGGUUAAAAGACCUAAAUGAAAAUUUUGAAGUGGUCACUGUAAAGCUCUUUACGUCAACUGUUACCGAAUUUUCUUACGCUCCCUGCACAGGCAGUUUUUUUGUUUUGCUAGAAAAUGCUGCGCUUAUAGUGUAUUGUAUAUCUGAGGAUCCAAAACGCAUAAUGAUACAGGAACAGAAUAUAUAUUUAGGACACACAUUAGAGGCGCAUCGUUUUGUACCCGAAUUAAGCGUUCUUAUUUACUCGGAUGGUUUUCAAAUGGUUCAAAUUAGGUGUUUCUUUUCCGAGCUUAGUAAAACUAUUGAAAAAGAAACGCAAAAUAUUCCCAUUAGCGGAGUUACAGGAAUAACAUAUUUUGAAGAUACGAACACUGGGAUUUGCGUAACCGAAAAUCGAUUGUUUUACACGUUUGUCGUUGGCCUUCCGAAUGAUCAAAAAGGGCAAUCAGACGAUUUUUUCGAACUAACGGAUGAAGUUUUUUCACAAACGAGGCAGAUGACCCAUUUUCUUACUAAUGAGAUUAAAUGCGGGAAAAAGAUUAUAAAGCUUGUCGAAAAAGAACGCUCAAAGUUUAAUUCCUUGGUAUAUGCUACUAACAUGAGUCUACAUCAAAGCUUUGUUAAGUGUACUUUAAUUAUUCGUAGAGGAAUGCCGGACAAAACAUAUCUUUGGAUUGGAGAACCUUCUACCGACACAAUCAUAUUUGCGGAAAUCACUAUCUGUUUCUCGAAAAACUUUCAGCAUUCUUUAGUUCAGCAAAACAGUUGGUGUUUAGCAUUAUCAAUCGACUCCGUUGAAGUUCGGCAAAUUAAACUGAGUUCCAUAAAAUUUAGUGAUAGCAAUCUCUGUUUUCUCUACCCAAUUGGAAACCAGUAUUUAAAGAAACGAGGUUUACCAGCAAUAGCAAUUAGUUUAACAAUUGCAGUACAACAUUUUAAUGAUUGCAUUAAUUUGCACAUUCCUUUGGAUGUGAAAGAGCCGACCAAAAUGAAGCCUCUCUUUGAAGUAUGCGCACGUAACACACCUGAAUGUUCGGAAACUAAUGAUGAUUAUCAAUAUACAAUUGAUUCGUUAACCAGUUUCUAUAGUCAACAUUCGGUAAACAUACCAAAACUUGAAUGGUGCCUGAGCAAACCAACCACAAUUAACGACAUAACCAGUUUACUAUCGAUUCUUAAUAUUGACGUUGAUGGAGAAGUAAAUCGCACGACGGAUGUUAUUAAUAUCCGAAUUGGAAAUCUGUUUGUAGCAGCUCAACUGAAAGAAAGUCAAAAUGCUAUUAGCUUUGAAUCGCAUUCUCCCGGAGCAAUGUUGUUACUGAAACGGAUAUGGUGUGAAAAACAAGAGCAACCCUGGAGUGAAAAUUCAGCAGCACUAAAGCUUUCUCCGGUCAAUGGUAUCAUAUGCGGCUUUAAAGUCAACGAAGAAAAGGUGCGUGGGCAGUCUGUAUUCACGGCCCUUUUGCAGGAUUUGCUGCAGUGUAAAUAUUUAAUCCGUUGA